This is a messenger RNA of Nilaparvata lugens (brown planthopper), 6394 nucleotides long. Its product is annotated as hydrocephalus-inducing protein. Bases 33 to 5999 code for a protein of 1988 amino acids. Gene Ontology annotation, biological process: cilium movement; axonemal central apparatus assembly. The transcript is spliced from 38 exons. Gene Ontology annotation, cellular component: axoneme. The record is from RefSeq and is a predicted model, not a curated record. NCBI's taxonomy places the organism in Eukaryota, Metazoa, Arthropoda, Insecta, Hemiptera, Delphacidae.
AACACAAUCAAUUAAAUGAUGAAAUAGUAAAAAUGCCUGAAAUAAGCAUUGAAGAGAAGCUGCUCGCAGAGCUUGAGAAAAUAACUGGACAAUUCUCACAAAAAUGUGAUUUUGAAACUCUUGAAUUAGAAAAUUUGUUGAAAGAUUUUAUUUCUCUCAACGAAGAAACAUUUCAUGAAUUGCUGGCUGAACACGAUCCAUUACAAAUUAUCGAGCAGGAGAAAAUAGCCAUGAUUAAAUCAUCGACUGAGAAUUUGAUGAGCUGCCCGUGUCUGAUUAUUUUCCAUGGAGCUCCGAAGACAGAUUUCCAAUAUUGGGCGAAUAAGACAGCUCGCUUGUUGAAGAUGCCAGCCAAAAGUAUUGAUAGAAUUAUUGUCGACGCUCUUAUUUCGGGAUUGACACCAGCAUCGAGAUCUGUCAAAUUGACAAUUGAGGAGUACUACUUGAAUAAUUUUGAAUCAGAAACGGUGGAGCUGGAUCUUGAACACGUCCCAUUCAGUAUGGUUCCAGAUUCUGAUCCCUACUAUGAACUAACUCGGAAAAUUGAUGCUCUGAUAUGGCUGAAGAACCGAAUCAGUAAUUCUCAGGCUAAUAAACGUGGAAAAUCAACAUCACCAGCCAGCACACCCAAAACUAAAUCUCGGCAGAAAACUGCUCCAAAAUUCCCUACUGAUUGGCAUGAUUGUCUACUCAAUAUCAGCUUAUCUCUUCUGAGAGAAAUCAUUCUUGAAAGUAUCAAUAGAGAAGAAAAAGGACUUGUAGUUGAAACAUUGGCAAACAAAUUUAUAGAAGACCCUCUCAAAGCGCUUACUGUCUUGUUGAGUUGUUGCGAUGUGCAAAAUCCAGUACAUUUUGUCUCAUUAUUCGCUGACUACAAAACCUGGAAGUCAAAUUCUGGUUCAAUUGAUAAGGAAACGAUGCGUCCUACAGAUAAUAAUCAAAUUCAAGCUGGAACUCCUCAACUUACUAAACAGAGUACACCUUCGUCUGCGCGAAAAGAGAAGAAGAAAACUUCCAGUUCAAAGUCUUCCAAGAAGCAGAAAUUGCAUCCGGAUGACAAUAAACAUUCAACGGAGGAAGUGUUACUUGAAGCCGGUUUUAAGAAUUAUGGCAUCGAGCUGAGUUCAUUUCUUUUCCUGUUAGGAAGUUGGGUGCCUAUGAUUAAUCCUCAGGAUGGUUUUGAAAAGAAAUUUAAUAAUGUUCUGAGUAUUGUAAGAAAAGUAUUUCCGAACAAAGGUGGUAAAAAAUCAGAUUCACAGAAGCAAACGAAAUCAACGUCAAAGGAGCAAGGCAAAUUUAAAUUCUCUGUGGGACUCUCAAACUCUGAUGGAACAUCACCUGGUGUCGAUGUUUGGAUAUUUGAUUUUAGAAAAAAUCAUCUCAACAAUAUAAACAAUUUCAUACGAAUAUUGAAGAUGAUGGAGAAAAAAAUAGUUGAAGAAGGGCCUUGCGAACCAGAAAAUCCUUUCUGUAAAGACACUAGCUACUUGAUAAUGAAAAAGCCAGCCAUCAGACAGAUACACGAUCACACCGACAAAGGAUUCAGUUUGAUCAGUGAAAGACAUUCACUGUCUAAAGAUGAGGAAUUAGCAUCGAUCUCACCGUCCAUCUCUGAAUCGUUGAAAAAUUCGGAAGAAAUCUCUGUAAAGCGGCUGAAGGGAUUGGAAUCGAAAUUCAAGAAGUCGAAAAAGAAAAGCAAUGCUGGGAAGAAAAAAGGUCGAAAAUCCGUAGAACCCUUUUCAAGACCCAGUGACUUGACCAGUGAUUUGCUACCCAGCUCUGAUCCUACCAACGUUUCCUGUCAAAUAGUACGGAAAGAAAGUACUUUGAUAUCAAGAGUUCUGCUGGAGCCUGGUGGAACUCAUACCUGGCAGAUUGUUUUCGAGCCUCGACAUAUUGGACAUUACAAAGAUGCGUACGACCUGCAGGUUGCAAGAGGGAGAAAGCUGUAUCAGAUCAAGUGCAGUGGAAAAUGUGAUUUUCCGAGUGUCAACUUUGAUCCCGCUGUCGUAUUUUCUGAGGUUGCUGAAAGUCAUGGAAAAUCGAAGAAUAAGAAGAAGAUAUUUUUAAAAGAUAUUGAAACCUUCAGUUUUGGAUCUUUAUUUGUAAAACCGGAUUGUGGCAGUGAAACUAGAGAAUCAAAUACAACAGCCGCUACUCUAAGAUUUGUUAAUGAUUCUGAGCUGGAUGUGGAAAUGGAUUUAGCAUUCAAUGAAGAAAGUGAAUACAGAAACCAAAACUUCUCGUUUGCACCGAGCAAAUUAUUCAUAUCGAGGUCGUCUCACAAACAUGUAUCAGUUUGGGCUCAUCCCGUGGCUGCUGGAGAACAUGAAGCUACAUUAAUUUGUUCCAUUAAAGAAAAUCCGCAAAUUCAUUCAAUAAAAUUGAGCUGUUCAGGGGUCAUUCCAGAAGUGGAGUUUCUGCCUCCUGUUAUCACUCUCAGUCAUGUUCUGAUUGGCAAGAAAUCGAUACACAAUUUGAAUAUAAUCAACAAGUGUGAUCUGCCAAUUAUAUUCGAGGUAACUGAUGUCGCAUCGCUCGUAAAAGGUCUCUCUAUCGCACCUGCAAAUGGCGUAGUCAAGGAACACGCAGAGGAGGUCGUAGCUUUUGAGUAUACGUCGUCCAAGGUAGAAGUCGUUCAGAAGCAAGUUGAGUUCAAGUUCUAUGAGGACGAACCAACCAAAACUCUACUGUUUUCAAAAUCUAUCAAUUUCCACGUAGAAUGUUACGAGGUUUCCGUUGAUGUUAUAUUUCCUAAAAAAGGCAUUUCAUCUGUUGAUUUCGGAAUUAUGAAGAUUGGUGAGAAAAAUGACAGAGCAUUUUCAUUAAAAAACAAAGGGAAAUUUGGAAUCGGAUUCGAGGUUGAUGUCAUCAAAGUUCCUGGUCUAAACAUCCAUCCGAAAGAGUUCUUAUCUGUUGAACCAAAAUCUGGUGCCAUCCUACCUGGAAAGAUGAUGAACUUGAAGGUUAUAUGCUCAUGCUCAGCGCCUGUGAUCAUAGUUGAUUCACCAGCCAUAAGGAUAAGGAUAAUGGAAUCGCAUUCGACUGGCAGUGAAGCGUCUGUCAUAUCAAUUCCAGUCACCGUCAAAUCGUACUAUUCGAGUUUCAAAAUAUCUCCGAAUGUUGCCAUCAAUUUUGGCCCAAUCUUGUCAGAUUCUGAGCGAGAGAUGCAGCUGCAAAUUGAAAAUACUGGACUUUUCGAUUUCAAGUAUGCGGUACUCAACCCCCAACUUGUUAAUAAUACCAAUCCCGAUUUUUUCGAGCCACCAAAAAAGGUCACGCCAAAGAGCAAAAAGGAUCAGGCAUCGUCAAAGAAAAGUUCCUCAGCAAAGACCAAGAGCAAACCAGAACAUUUGGAAAUAGAACCAUUCAUAAUCAGAGAUUCUUGUGGAACAGUGAAACCCGGUUCAGUUGCCAAUAUGAAAGUGAUUUGUAAAAAUCCUCGUUUGGGUGAUUGUGUCACGGACGUCUUGAUAAAGAUUAGUGGAAGUGACCAUCCGGACGGUGUUACAUACAAACUGUUGGCGUAUGGUUGCUCUCCACAAAUUGAUAUUUCAAACUUGGAUGCCAUUUUCCACGAAGCUCAUCUGCAAGACGAAUUCCAGCCGAACUCGUUUGAAACAGUAUUUGAGCCGAAAAUAAUAUUCUCGAAGAGGGACUUAGUUCUGGUGUUCUACAAUACAUUGGUUGGUGGAACUGCCAACAUAAAUGUGCAUUUCUCCAACACUGACCGCUUGCCUUGCGAUUUGAGUUUUGAAGUGACUUCCUCAACAGAUAUCGCCUGCUUCACAGUGCACCCAAUUAGAGAAACGAUUGGUCCACUCUCUAGUAAACUUUUCACUAUCAGCUUCAAUCCGAAAAAGUUUGAGAUUGUUUCAGGAGAAGCAGUUAUAACUACUGGUAAGGAAGUUUUAAGGAUAAAAUUAAUUGGAGAAGGGGUUCUUCCUCAGUUGGAAAUUGUGAAACCGCUGAGUGCAUCGAAGAAUAACGUUAUUAUACCGUUUGAGCCAACGCUUCUGUCUUACAGUACAGUUAAAGCAUUCACAUUGAGAAAUGUUGGGAAAAUCAGAUGCAAAAUUGUAAUUGAGGAACUUGAUUGUGAAUCGAAAGUGUUCCACUGGAGAAUGAUGCCAGAAAUUCAUCAUUCUGAACAUGGAUUUGAAGGCUUGUUGGACAAAAUAGAAGCGGACAUGAAGUCAAUCAUUCUUUUGAACCCAUUAGAAGAACGUGAUUUCGAAGUGAAAUUCCUUCCAGAUACCAUUGAUUCUUUCACAUGCAAGUUGAAGCUUCUACUGGUUAAUAACCCAUAUGAAAGCUAUUCAAUCACAAUGAUCGGCUCCAGUUAUCAAGACGAUGUUAUAAUGAGAGAUGUGACCAGAAUCGACAGCAAAGAGUCGGCAGAUCUAUUGAAAUCGUUGAAAUUUGUGCCCGACUCAAAGUUCUUGGCUGCUUACGCGGCUGAAUAUGGAGCUGUUUACCUUGGACAGUGCAAAGAGAAAAGCUUCCAAAUCUGCAAUCUGAGUAAUGAUUUUCAUCGAUUCGAAUGGGAAGAUCUUGGGAAUGUGACUGUUAGUCCCAAGUCAGGGCUGGUCUAUCCAAACUGCUGUGAAGAAAUAUGCAUGACUUUCCAUUCUGAGGAACCAAUUACACCCUUAUUCAAAAUGCCUGUCGUAUGCUCUUUCAUGAGAGUUGAACUCCACUCUGAUGUCGACGCUCUGAAGGAAUCGAGUUUUGAGUCGACGAGUUUGUCAAAAGAUUGUCAUGAUUAUAUAUUAUUGGAGCCAAUGGGUAGUGCUGUAGAGCCUGAAUACACUGUUAUUGAAGAUACAUGCCAGCAGAUAGUAGUUAUUGCUACCGGGGUGGUCGACAACCCUGUACCUUUCUGCGAAAUAAACUCAAUCACUUUCCCGGAGACCUUGCUUUUUCAAGUUUCAGGUAGAACAUUUGAUGUAACGAACAACAGCUGUGUUCCUUUGAGUUUUGAGUGGCGCUUCAAAGAUGCCAGCUCUGAUAGACUCGAAGAGAGGAAGUUGAGUGGCUCUGCAGUCGCUUCCCGUGUUUCAUUUGGGACCACACAACCACGCUUCAACAACAUCCUUAAUGAAAUUAUAGGGCCUCCAAUUUGCAGAAGGAAAAACACGGUGAAGCCAAAUACUGCUCAUAACAGAUAUUGCUCAGCUAAACCAUUGCCAAGCUCAGUAUCUUUGAUGAAAAGACCAAGCACUGCAAUGCAUUUGAAAGAGACACCCAACUUUUCUGACCCUCCAAUUCAGUACAAUAAGCAUCCGUUUUCGAUAUCAUCGAUGAGCGGCAUUAUUCAAGCCAAUGAAACAGUUUCAUUCGAAGUAUCGUUCGCUCCUGUUGUCCGUGGCAUUCACUCAUUACUUCUUCAUCUCAGGGUUAAAGGCUUGACAACCGCAUGCGAGCAGUUGCAGAUUGACUUGAGUGGCAGUGGAGUGUCUCCAGUGUGUCAUCUGCUGGUGGCAACAUCUGAUUGCCUGUCAGCAGGCAGACAUCGCUCCUGUCUCUCUGUUCAGCCUCAUUGCAAAGUCAUCGAAUUCGAAGUCCUUGGCUCAACAAAUCCUGUCACAAAAUCAUUUGAUAUUGUAAACACUACUGGCAAUCCAUAUUGGUUCACUUUGAAACAAGUUGCGCCGCUCAAUUCUCCUUUCUCGUGUCUCACACCCGAUGGCGAGAUUGAGCCUUUUAAGCAGAAUACGCUAUCGUUUGUCCUGUUUCCUCAAGAACCUGGCACAUUUGAGUCUCUGUGGCAUUUGGAAAUACCGAAUCUGGAUGUCAUGCAACCUUUUCUGAUUGUCGGAAAAGCUAGAGAACCAUCUGUCUCUCUCAGUAGUAGUCAUGUGUACAUGCAACAUACUUUUGUCGGGGUUCCUGUUUCAUGCACGGUAUCUCUUUUGAACAAUGAAAAUGUCGAUUUGAAUUUCAAAAUAUUUUGGGCCGAAGGAUACAAUCAGACCAAAGCAAUUCGGAGACGGUGACAAACAUCUAAAAGUGAAACCUGCAAGUGGAUUCAUCAAAGCGCAUUCCCAGAUUGAAUUGAUAUGUACAAUAAUACCUGAUAAGCCAGGGGAAGACGUGGUGUUAUUGAAAUGUCAGGUGGAGAGAUGUAGAGAGCCUCUACUACUGCAUGUUCAUAAAUGUUCAUUCAAUGUGCAUCCCCGCAUCUCUUACAUCACUUUUCACAAUACAAUUGAAGAACUUUCACCAUAUGCCCAGAACCGAAUCAAUUUGAAUAAGCUAACACCAAGAAUCCCGUCUUCCAUUCAGUUGACUAUUGCUAAUUUGGGAAAACUGCCAAUCACCUACAGAUGUGGUUCCAACAAAGAGGAAUGUCGACUAGCUAGAACUGAAGUCUACUGGAAUAAGAAACAUG